UCCCCCCAUAAAAUCCUUUCCCCUUUUAUCUCUCCCACCUUUUUCUUCUCAGCUCCCUGUUUGGCUUCCGAGAAAAUUUAAUUUACAAGCUUUCUCAUGAAAUUUUCCUUUUCAAAUUACACCGCCACCGUUUUCGGCUCACUUAAAUUUUUGAGAAUUUUGGAAGUAGAACCAGCUAAUGACAUAACUGACACAGAAUCUCUUUUUUUUCUUUCCUUGUAUUUCUCGGAAGCCAAACAGGGUUUUUUUUUUUUAUUUUUUUUAUUUUUUUUUUAUUUUUAUAAAUCUUGGGUGUGAUUUUGAUUGAGGAUUAGGUCUGUGUUUGGAUUAAAGCAGAGAUUAUAGCGUUGUGGAUGUGAACUUUUGAAUGUAUAAUGGAUUUCUGUGGCGAUUAAGACCUGAAUUGGAUUAAUUAUUUUUAAGGGGUUUUAAUUAGAGUUUUGGCUUUGGGUGCUGUAUAUUGGUUGCUGCAACUUUCAGGUAGUAAUUGUGUUGUGAAGGUAAAUGAAGAUGAUAAGUGGAGCUUUAGGUCUUAGUGUUUGUGUAUUGGCUGAGAGAAAUGGGUCUUGCUCCAUUUGCUUGGUUCCUCGAAAAGUACAAGAGGAAUUUAAAUGCAUUGUGAUGCAUGAUGCACGAAAGACUUUUUUUUGUUUUUUUAAUCACAGCGCGCUACGCGCAACAUACAUAGUUUUUUUUUUUUUUUUUUUAUUUUUUUAUAACUUCGCAAUUGUCAAGAAGGAUGAUUUUUUUUCUGAAUUAAUGAUACCGAUCAUUAUCAACAACAAAAACAAUGUAAGAACUUUUUGAUAUGUUCAUUUAUUCCUCAGAAAAUUUUCGGUGCAUUGAUGGUUUUCUGUCUGAGUCUUGCAAUUUGGUUUUUGGAUAGCGAGAGGAAAAAAAAAGGAAAAUGCUUCAAAGUGUUGUUCUUUCAUAUAACAUGUAGAUGAGUGGAAUUUCUUGAUUAGAGUCGUUCAUUUGUCAUGAAUUAAGAAUGACAGUUCAUGGGAAGAAUUGUAAUUUGAAAAGGAGGACAUAUUCCAAAGAAGCGUACUUAGAAUCUCUUGUGUGAAAACAAACUGCAGUUUGAGGCUCUUUCUGUAAUGAUCUGUAAAUUCUAGUAUUGGACAUAUUGGAAAAUGCAGAGAUUAAGACCUUAAAUACAGGUCUCUUAAUUUGAUCGGAGUAGGUUCAGAAUGCACAAAAAAAGGUUUCAAUUCUAAUGUAAAUGAAGUUUUUUAUUCCUGGUUCUUUCUGACUGCGACAGCUUUCGUAUUUAUUCUAACUUGUGCUUCAUUUGACCUCAUUCACGUAUGUAUGUGAAGCUUCCUGGAGCUGAAACUCUUCGUUUAUGGUAUACAAGUUAGAGGCAAAAAUAUUGGCAGUAAUGGAAAUGAUACUAGGGGACCCUUAUGGGACUAAUCCCGGACCAAUUGAUGGUUCAGUGCUUUAUGAUCAGGACAAGCAUGUGUCUUCAGCAGUUUGGGAUGGCCAGGAGCGUGGUGGACUCAGAUGCCAUGAACACACUUCAAUGCUUGAUCAAUGGACACUUACGGAAAAACAGGUUGAGUUGGUAGAGAAGGCUGGAUUUGGUUAUUUAAGAUUGAUUCCUGCAAUUAGUCUAGAUAAUGCACUCAUUUCUGCACUAGUUGAAAGGUGGAGGAGAGAAACAAACACUUUUCACCUUAAUGUUGGAGAAAUGACGGUAACUCUUAGGGAUGUCGCACUAUUGCUCGGUCUAGCAAUUGAUGGAGAACCUGUAAUUGGUAUAACACAUACCACCUGCAACUCAGUUUGUGACAGGUAUCUCGGAAAAGUACCAGAGCCUAGUUAUACUAGUGGUGGAAUGGUGAAGCUAAGCUGGUUGAAAGAGUUCUUUUCCCAUUGCCCUAAAGAUGCACCACUCGAAGUGGUUGAAUGUCAUACCCGUGCUUACCUCUUAUACCUUGUUGGAAGUACAAUAUUUUCGACAACUACUGGGAAUAAAGUCCCUGUCAUGUACCUUCCACUGUUUGAGAAUUUUGAUGAGUGUGGGAGAUAUGCCUGGGGGGCAGCAGCAUUGGCAUUCUUGUACAGGUCACUGGGCAAUGCUUCUCUGAGAUCUCAAAGUACAAUUAGUGGCUGUUUAACGCUACUACAGUGCUGGAGUUACUUUCACCUAAAUAUUGGACGACCAAAGCUCAAUACUGAUUCAAUGCAUGAUCGUUUUCCUUUUGUUCUUAGCUGGAAAGGAAAGCAAAGUAGGCCAACAGCAUACCGUGAUGUAGUGUUUUACCGUAAAGCUCUUGAUUCCUUAAAAGCAUGUGAUGUGGAGUGGCAUCCGUAUAGAAAUAUGGAAUGUACGGUGAUUCCAGAAGAUAUCAAGAGCAAUCUGAUUAUAGAGAGGUCAAAAACAAUGCUUAUAUGCUUUGACAAGGCAGAAAGGCAUCUCCCAAAUCGUUGCCUAAGGCAAUACAGCAUGCUUCAGUCGGUCCCAGAGGAUGUACAGCGAUGGGAGAGAAAAAGUCGUCGAGUUGGUGGGGUUGACUUGUCAGGGAAAAUGGAGUCAGAGCUUAAUGAAUGGCUGGAACGUCGAUAUCAUAUUGUGGAUGGUGAUGAUGGUGCAGCUGAAAGUGAUUAUAUGCUGUGGUACUUGAAAAUUACACGUAAAUUUAUAGGGAGGCCUAUAUCUCUCUCGUCUGAGUUUCAAAGAACAGUAAGCUUCAGCAAAAAAAAAAGAAAGAACGCUGGGUUGAGGGAUAUUGCACGCAUAGCAGAUACAUUCAUAACAGAUGGGUUGGACCCAAAUCAAGCUGAUUCAAUUGAAGAAAUCAGGAGUAUUGCGCAUCAAUGUUUGGGGGACCAGGUUGGUGGUCCGGACACACCGUCACCCACCCCACAAAGUGAUUUUGGGAAAAGGAUAAGAGGAAAGGAAAGGGUAAGAAGAAAAGGUAUGGGAAAACGUUUGCGGAAGGAUGAUCCAGCACAAUACAUUACUGCUAGUGAGGAUGAUCAAUCCCAGUUUUGUGGUACCACUGUCAUGGUUGAGCAGUUACAUUUUCAGGAUGUAGAUGGUGAGGAUCAUUCGCAGCUAUAUCCUGUUGACAGUGAGGUCACUGCUUUGCAUAUGAUGAACGGAGAUGGUGAGGAUGAGAAUAUGCAGCUAUGUAGUGCCGACAUGGGGUUCGACCAUUCAGAGCCAAGCCAUGCGGCUGCUGUGGAGGGUAAUUCUGAGCUAAUAUGUGCAGUUGUGAAGGUCGAUGACACAGAGCUUUUUGAAGCAACCGAAGAGAUCGACUCACAGCUUCGUGAUGCAAUAAAUGAAGUCAAUGACUCACAACUGUCUGAUUCAACUGAGGUAGUUGAUCCACAGAUUUGCCAUGCAACUAAGGUCAUUGACUCACAGCUUCAUUGUGCACAUAACAAGGUUGAUGAGUUAGAGCUUCCUCAUUUUACAAGUGAGAGUGAUCCACACACAUAUAAAGUUGAAGCAGAGGUUGUUCCAGAGGCUUCUCUUGAGACUCCUCAAGAUAUUGCGCAGCAGAGUAAAUGUAGUGUUGCAGUAUAGAGUAAAGGCACUAUCAUGCAAUUUUUCUGAGGCAGCGCGAGCCUCACUAUACAGUAUUACGAAUAUGCAGGUAGAUUAGCAGUCUUGGAAAGGUAACAGCUCUUCGUAUAUAUGGCUAGUUAGCAAUACGAUGCUUGGAUUCAUGUUAAUUAUUGUACUGUUUUGUGUUCUGUAACAAUUUAUUACGUCUAAUCUAUUUUUGUGUCGUCGUUGUCUUUCGUUUAUCGAUUAUUCAUUUUCGUUUCGAAAUGUAAAAAUUACUGGAACUUGUUUAUGUUUAGGUACGGGGAAUAAUGUUCCACACUCUAGUAUAAUUUCAUGUAUAUUUUUAUCCCUAUGAAAAUUUUGAUGUUUCA
Molecule: messenger RNA, 3900 nt
Organism: Pyrus x bretschneideri (Chinese white pear)
Lineage: Eukaryota; Viridiplantae; Streptophyta; Magnoliopsida; Rosales; Rosaceae
Product: protein MAIN-LIKE 2
Exons: 7
Coding region: 1349-3544 (731 amino acids)
Biological process (GO): meristem maintenance; meristem development
Source: RefSeq, a predicted model, not a curated record